Messenger RNA from Oncorhynchus gorbuscha (pink salmon), 4763 nucleotides. RefSeq names its product cyclin Pas1/PHO80 domain containing 1 (gene cnppd1). Gene Ontology annotation, cellular component: cyclin-dependent protein kinase holoenzyme complex; nucleus. The record is from RefSeq and is a predicted model, not a curated record. Gene Ontology annotation, biological process: regulation of cyclin-dependent protein serine/threonine kinase activity. NCBI's taxonomy places the organism in Eukaryota, Metazoa, Chordata, Actinopteri, Salmoniformes, Salmonidae. Gene Ontology annotation, molecular function: protein kinase binding; cyclin-dependent protein serine/threonine kinase regulator activity.
GCCGUUUUAUAUAUAUAUAUAUAUAUAUAUAUAUUUUUUUCCCCCAACUCGAGUUUUCUAUUUCUACUAUUUGGCUAAUGUUGGAUAGACCAGCAUGGAUUUCGAAGAAUUGUUUAGUGAACGAACAUUUCAGUUUUCUGACUUUCAGGAGUUUACGUUUCUUCCUGAACAUCAGAAACUGUCAGAGAGAGUGCGGAAGCGAUUGUACUAUGGCCUGGACCAAGACGGGUCUCCAGAUUCCCUUUCCUGUCCUGUUACAGAUAUUGCUGUGGAACUCCUUCAGAAAUCUGCCCCGAGCCCAAUUCGAAAACUGCACAAGAAAUAUGCUGCUCAUGUCGCGAGGGAGGCGUGCAUCUCUCCGUGUGCCAUGAUGUUGGCCCUGGUCUACAUCGAAAGGCUACGACACAGGAACCCCGAAUACCUGCAAAAGAUCUCCUCCUCGGACCUCUUCCUGAUCUCCAUGAUGGUUGCCAGCAAGUAUUUGUACGACGAAGGGGAGGACGAGGAGGUGUUCAACGACGAGUGGGGGGCAGCUGGGAAACUGGACGUCCAGACUGUCAACACCCUGGAGAUGAAUUUCCUCGACGCCAUUGAGUGGAGCCUCUUCACUGAGCCCGGGGACUACUUUGGCAUACUGAAUCAACUCGAAACUAGUAUUGCAGAGAAGCAGGGGAUGAAGCGAGGCUGGUUCACCUACACCGACCUCUGUGUGCUGCUGGAGCAGGCGGCCUGGCGACAGGCUCUGACGGCCAUCUACCUGCACUUUGCCAAGGUGACCUGCAUGCUGGGGCUGGUGUAUCUGACCAGUGUCGCGGGCCUUAUCGCCACCAGCCUCCCCAGGAGCAGCCAGCCCCUGGCCCCAGUCCGCCAAGUCCACCUGCUGAGCUCCAGCCUCUCUCCACCACCACUAGGCCUGCUCCCAGUCCCAGAGACCACCAGUCCAACAUCCAACCUCCCUCGCUGCUGCGUCUUGGGCAACGACAGUCACAACCGCCGGCCUGGCACUCUGCACACCCACGACGACCACAACCACGGCUCGCCAACCUCCUCCCAGACCUCUAUACUGUGUCUAUGGGGCUCUAUCCUCACUUCACUAAGCCACACUGACCCCCACCCCCAGCCUGACACUGAACCAGCCUUGUCCGCCUCCUCUCUGCACUGCCCCGGCUGCCAGGUUACAGUGGGGAGCCACCCUCCUGGCUCCAUCCAGUGCGGCCCACAGAACACCUCUGCUCCGCUACUAGAGCCUGGCCACCCGGCAGCACCGUGGCUGGCCCCUGCCCCCCUCCUCUACGGAGCCGCCCCGAUGCUCCUGGACUCCCGUCUGACUGGCAUGGCACAGCUCCGUUUCGGACCCUGCUGCCCACAGUUCAUGCUGCCCAUCGAGAAAGCCCCAUCUCUCCUCAUGCCCAGCUAGACGCAAACAGACAAAACAAGCCACUAUCGUUACCCUUCAAUGACGAUGACGCCGGACUCCAAAUGAAACCAGCUGGUUCUUCAGAAUGCAUCCGUUGCAGUGAAAGGAAAGUUAAAUUUUGUUUUGUAUGUGUUUUUUUUUUUUUUUUUUUUUUUGAAUAUACUGUUUAAAUUUGAGAUGAGGGCCCCUAAAGGUGAGUAGCACAUUUUGUACAGUGGUUUGCCAGCUGAAUUGGUGUACAUAAGUAAGAUGAACUCAUAACAGCGUGAGAUCUGAGUUCUGUGCUCAGGCACUUAUCUUUUCAAAUGUUUAUUUUUCAAAGGUUGGAUCACGCAGCUUUUCAAUGGGUGUUUCUAGAAGGUGUGUACAUGGCAAACUAAUAUUUCAUGUUUGGUGUAAAAAUACACAUAUGUCUAAGCAUGGCUACCAUACUCACACAGUGUUUGUUCCUACCUAAUCUUUAGCCUGGGUACCAGAUGUGUUUGUGGAAUGAUGGAACAAACAGACUGGUACCCAGGCUACCUACACUUUAUCUAUGUUUGAAAAUGGGAGGGGGAUUGUGGUGGUUGGGCUAAAUCAUGUUGUUAGAUGGAAGAGUUCAGUUUUGAUGUGAUAUCAUAGCCAUUUGAGAAUGUUGAGAAAGUAAGUUGUCUCCACAAAAGCAAGGCUGCUUUCUAAGUCAGUACUGUAGUGCUUUAAGAAGGGAGUCACUUUAGCCUGGUGCCAGAUCUUUUUGUGCUCUUGCCAACUCUUGCUCUACUUGUCAAGCCAAACAUUGCAUGACAAUGAGCGAGUGACAAGGAGUUGGAUUGAUGGCACAUACAGACUUGCACUCCAGCUAGAGACAACUAGCUUGCCUACAUUUGAUUUGCCAUGGAGUCUUUGGGUCCUUGUUUUUCUCAGUUAUUGCAGUUAUUUUUAAAAUGUUAACAUAUUUAUGCUUUUUUGGGGGUUUGUUAAUAAUAACUAGACCAGCAAAGCCACAGAUGGCUACUGGUCCCUGCACUGAACAACAGUAGAGAUUCAAUUAUUUGUAUUAUUCCUGUGGGGGAAAAAAACAUUAAAUUAAUCUCAGUAUGGUUGCCCCUCAAGUCUUGUUCAUUAGGUCACAUCGUAGCGAAAUGCUUUAGACCGCUUUGCAACAGUAAAUGAACAUUUUGUUUCUGAACAUGACCCUGAACUCUGAUAACACUGGGUGAGAUGCAUCUCUGAGAGUGUAGUCUUUUUUUUUUUUUUUUCUUUUUUUUUUUUUUCAAGUAACUAUUUAUUUUACCAUGACAGAAUUCAGUGGCUCUCUCUGAUUUCAUGUGUUUCCAACAGAAUGCAGUGGAUCUCUCUGAUUUCAUGGUUUUCCAACAGAAUGCAGUGGCUCGCUCUGAUUUCAUGGUUUUCCAACAGAAUGCAGUGGCUCGCUCUGAUUUCAUGUGUUUCCAACAGAAUGCAGUGGCUCGCUCUGAUUUCAUGUGUUUCCAACAGAAUGCAGUGGCUCGCUCUGAUUUCAUGUGUUUCCAACAGAAUGCAGUGGCUCGCUCUGAUUUCAUGGUUUUCCAACAGAAUGCAGUGGCUCGCUCUGAUUUCAUGGUUUUCCAACAGAAUGCAGUGGCUCGCUCUGAUUUCAUGGUUUUCCAACAGAAUGCAGUGGCUCGCUCUGAUUUCAUGGUUUUCCAACAGAAUGCAGUGGCUCGCUCUGAUUUCAUGUGUUUUCCAACAGAAUGCAGUGGCUCGCUCUGAUUUCAUGGUUUUCCAACAGAAUGCAGUGGCUCUCUCUGAUUUCAUGGUUUUCCAACAGAAUGCAGUGGCUCUCUCUGAUUUCAUGGUUUUCCAACAGAAUGCAGUGGCUCUCUCUGAUUUCAUGGUUUUCCAACAGAAUGCAGUGGCUCUCUCUGAUUUCAUGGUUUUCCAACAGAAUGCAGUGGCUCUCUCUGAUUUCAUGGUUUUCCAACAGAAUGCAGUGGCUCUCUCUGAUUUCAUGGUUUUCCAACAGAAUGCAGUGGCUCUCUCUGAUUUCAUGUGUUUCCAACAGAAUGCAGUGGCUCGCUCUGAUUUCAUGGUUUUCCAACAGAAUGCAGUGGCUCGCUCUGAUUUCAUGGUUUUCCAACAGAAUGCAGUGGCUCGCUCUGAUUUCAUGGUUUUCCAACAGAAUGCAGUGGCUCGCUCUGAUUUCAUGAUUUUCCAACAGAAUGCAGUGGCUCGCUCUGAUUUCAUGUGUUUCCAACAGAAUGCAGUGGCUCGCUCUGAUUUCAUGUGUUUCCAACAGAAUGCAGUGGCUCGCUCUGAUUUCAUGGUUUUCCAACAGAAUGCAGUGGCUCGCUCUGAUUUCAUGGUUUUCCAACAGAAUGCAGUGGCUCGCUCUGAUUUCAUGUGUUUCCAACAGAAUGCAGUGGCUCGCUCUGAUUUCAUGGUUUUCCAACAGAAUGCAGUGGCUCGCUCUGAUUUCAUGUGUUUCCAACAGAAUGCAGUGGCUCGCUCUGAUUUCAUUGUUUUCCAACAGAAUGCAGUGGCUCGCUCUGAUUUCAUGUGUUUCCAACAGAAUGCAGUGGCUCGCUCUGAUUUCAUGUGUUUCCAACAGAAUGCAGUGGCUCGCUCUGAUUUCAUGCGUUUCCAACAGAAUGCAGUGGCUCGCUCUGAUUUCAUGUGUUUCCAACAGAAUGCCACACAACUGAAAUAGGUCAUAACCAGUCUACUGUUUCCUGUUGUUUUUGUUUUUUAAAUAAGAGUUUUGAAUACGAUGGCGCCUGACAUCAAACAUGAUUGUUUUGGAAAUGUAUCUAAUGAUUGCAAUUUUCAUCCAAUAACAUUUUCAAGGAAACCUAACAUCCUCAUAUAGGUGAGUUGUAUUGUGCAAAACACAACUUUUCAUUAACUUUAAAAAAUAUAUAUUUUUAUUUUUAAGAUCUGUUUUUCAAUUUUUGCAAUUAAUUAGUAUCCCUCUUUAACAUACCCAUUGGGUCGGGGAGACCUGACCAACAGUAAGUCACUCAUACACCAUUUUGUCUUCUCUUCCUGCUCAAAAAUGGAAAAUGUCUUUCUGCAUAGAAAUAGAAUUCCUCGAAUGGGGAUAUCCAUUCUUGAAUGGGGAUGUAAAUUCUAAGUCGUACUGUUUCUAUGUAUCUCAUCCUGGAAAAACAGUUAGCACUUCUCAUAUUUUUCUACUCAAGAUAGUUUCUUGCUAGGGAAUUUAUAUGAUUAUUUGAACAUUUGACUUGGUUUUACAUUGACAUUUUUCUAAAUAAAACCUUUUUCAAAUCGGACUGAGAUUUUGAAGCAUGAAAUCCUUGAAUUUUGUAAACAAUGUACAAAACAUUCAAUGUGUAGAAAUCUGUAAUAAAAUGUUUGUCCCUUAAAA